CUUUCUUAAAAGUCGAGUCGGUUAAAUGUGAACAUCGCGGCUUAGACACACCUUCUCUUUCCGGGUUACUCUCCCUGCUCUCCACGCAAACCAUCGAGCACGAGGUAGAUAUUGUUAGAUACCCCUGGAACCACUCAGACAAUCCAACCAAACAAGUUAGAUCUGUAAACAGAUCUAUCUAGGUAUCUACGACAUGGCGGUUGACGAUCAACCCCAAAACGUGCCUGGUGAUGGCAAAAUAAGUUCCAAGACAUCUAGUGUUACAGAUACCCAUUUCACCAGCCAAGCAAGCUUAUUCGAGGAUCAAUCGCCGUUAGAUUCGCCAAUAGUUGGCGCAAGCCCCCCGCGCUCCGGACUCGCCUCCGGUCAAGAUCCUUCGUUGCUAAUACAAAAACCUGGAGCACAAUCCCCAAUACCGGACGAGGCAUGGACAAGUAGUGACGAAAAAGAAGGUGCCGGAAGAUGUGAUGAGGAAGGUGAAGGUGAAGACGGGUUCAACAAUGGGGAUAGGAGGGAAAAGACUCAAAGCCGAGACCUUGCCCGAACCGAAACCAAUGUGUCCAUCGCGGAGACGCUUUCCUUACCUCGGGAGAUCUUGUUCGUAACGAUAAUAUGCUUUGGGCAACUGUUUACACAAUCCGGACUCGGUCAAGUUGUCAGUAUCAACCAGUCUAUCGGCGAGAGCUUCGGCAUCACGAACCCCGGCGAGUUAAGUUGGUUCGUCGCUGGUUAUAGCUUGACAAUAGGUACUUUCAUAUUGUUUUCUGGCAGGCUUGGCGACUUGUUCGGCCAUAAGACCAUGUUCCUAAUCGGAAUGUGUUGGUAUUCGCUCUGGAGUACUAUCUGCGGUCUCGCCAUCUACUCUAACCAUGUCCUCUUCAUCUUCGCUCGUGUAUUACAGGGAAUUGGCCCCGCUAUUGUCCUACCGAAUGGUCUCGCGAUUCUUGGCGUUACGUACGCCCCCGGUCGACGUAAGGAGAUGGUAUUCGCCCUAUUCGGCGCGACAGCUCCGUCCGGCUCGGUUCUUGGUUCGACAUUCGCUGCGCUUUUCAACCUCACGUGGUGGCCGUGGGCUUUCUGGGCUUUUGGAAUCGUACUCGCAGGGACCGUGGUCGUGGGAUACUAUGCCAUUCCGGCAGCCUCGAAUAGGCAUCAUCAUGAGAAACCCCAAGGCCUGAAGGAAUGGAUACAAGCACUCGAUAUUGUGGGGACGACUCUCGGUGUUGGUGGCUUAGUUCUAGUCAACUUCGCAUGGAAUCAGGCACCUAUCGUGGGUUGGCCCGAGCCAUACGUCUACGUGACGCUUAUCAUUGGAAGUCUUCUACUAGCCGCGUUUUUCGUAUUCGAAUUAAACUACGCGCAGCAACCCCUAAUACCUUUUCACGCCCUUUCCUACGAAGUAUCAUUUGUCCUGGGCGCCGUAGCUUGUGGCUGGGCCUGUUUUGGCAUAUGGUUCUACUACACUUGGCAGUUCCAACUUGUCCUGAAGCACGCCCCUCCACUUCUGGCCACAGCGAGGAUUUCACCGGUCGCAGUAUCGGGGCUUUUCGCGGCCCUUUUCACCGGCUACAUGUUACACCACCUUAAGCCACCCAUCAUUAUGACAAUGGCUCUGUCAUUUUUCACAAUAGGAAUGAUCCUUCUCGCCACUUGCCCGGUUGACCAAGUUUAUUGGGGCCAAUAUUUUGUCUCGACAAUUGUUAUGCCUUGGGGUAUGGAUAUGAGUUUCCCGGCGGCGACACUUAUCCUCUCCAACGCUGUGCACCGAAAACACCAGGGUAUCGGCGCAAGCUUAGUUAAUACAGUAGUCAACUACAGCAUCUCCCUCGGACUAGGUUUCGCCGGUACGGUCGAGACGCAAGUCAACAAAGGCGGAACCACCCAGGAAGAUAUUCUGAAGGGAUAUCGGGGCGCGUAUUAUAUGGGCAUUGGCCUGGCGGGGCUAGGUGUAGCCGUGUGUCUUGCCUUCGUCGCUAAGAGUAGGAAACACAAACGCAUCAAUACCGAAGAAGAGGGUUAAUAGCUGGUUUUUUAUACAAGCACUUCGUCCGUCAAUUUGCCCUUUUAAAAUUAAUUAAUCUCGUGGGUUGAUAUAUGUCAACCACACCAAAACACUGGAGUACCUCGGUACUUAUUACUCUUGAUGAAGGGGGCAUCUCUACUUAUCGUAAAUAGACAGGAGGGAAUUUCUACGAUACCAGCAAUAACGAAUGAACAUCGGACGAUCACCUUUUAGACGGAUACCAACAUAUUUAAUUUAAUAGAAAGGUUACGGGAAGGGGAAAAUGGAAUGGACACGCUUAGUGGAUGGGAUUUCAAGUAAUAGAAAUUCACUUAUGGUAAUAAUUCAUGCUGCUAGAUU
Molecule: messenger RNA, 2362 nt
Organism: Hypoxylon trugodes
Lineage: Eukaryota; Fungi; Ascomycota; Sordariomycetes; Xylariales; Hypoxylaceae
Product: MFS general substrate transporter
Exons: 2
Coding region: 194-2020 (608 amino acids)
Biological process (GO): transmembrane transport
Cellular component (GO): membrane
Molecular function (GO): transmembrane transporter activity
Source: RefSeq, a predicted model, not a curated record